AUGGCUGUGGCAAACAUCCUGACGGAACCUUUAGACAUCGUAGCAGCCGUCUGCGACUUCGUCACGACAAACAUCAUGUUAGGAAACGUGACAACAUCCGUGACCAGCUACAACCCUGCACACUGCGGAGUGUACGGCUACUACCCGUCUCUACAGCCGCUCCUGAGCCUGAUACUCGUGUUCAUGAUGGAGCCAGGCAAUAUCUUCCUGUGUGCCCUGGCGCUCACGGACAUCGCCCAAAUACUGCUGUACGCACCCACAGCCAUUUUCAACUUGGUGCACGGAGAGAUUCCAGGAGAAGGUUGGUGCAGGGUCCAAGCCUUCCUCACUUCGUUCCUAGCCACGUUCUCAGUCUAUCUACAGGCGAGCCUGUGGGUCUGCAGAUUCAUACACAUCGCCUUUCCUCUCGACUAUUCUUCCUUGAUGUCCAUACGCCGCCUCGCCGUCGCAAUGACCAUCUGCUUCCUGAUUGCCCUGACACCACCACUGGUUGGUAUCGCUCGUGUUGGGACGCUAGAGUCAUGGACUGUGGAUGUCUCCUCCGUCGACAUAGCACAGCCUCUAAGCCUAAUGAUUUCCUGUACCUUUGGUGGUCCAGAGGGCGUCGUCUACAUCACACUGUUAAUGGUCGGCGUGGUCAUCAGUUGUGUCACUGCCGGUCUCAUCUUCAAGGUGGCCUGGGAUAACGAAAAGAGACACACCAAACUGACAGGGGUCGCCAAGGAUCAGUUUAACCAAAAGCUGCAAGCAGCCAAGACGCUGGCGAUCAUAACAGGAGUGCAGCUGGUUACGUGGUGUCCAGGGAUCAUCGUCGGCCUCCUCGGGAAAUUUGGGAUCAUUACAACUGAUAGCAAACUCUUCCUUAUCGACCUCUCCUUUGUCGCUUUGAUGACAAGCACAUUCACUGAUUCAAUCGUGUACGCCAAACGUAAAAACAUAUACUGUCGAGCAGUAGACAAAAUAUUUGGCAAGAUUAGGAAGUACUUCGAGCGGAAAAAAGAACUUGAGAGUAUCCCUAUGCGUAGGUUACGUAGGAAAGAAGACAUCUGA
Molecule: messenger RNA, 1050 nt
Organism: Branchiostoma floridae (Florida lancelet)
Lineage: Eukaryota; Metazoa; Chordata; Leptocardii; Amphioxiformes; Branchiostomatidae
Product: G-protein coupled receptor 26-like
Exons: 2
Coding region: 1-1050 (349 amino acids)
Biological process (GO): G protein-coupled receptor signaling pathway
Cellular component (GO): membrane
Molecular function (GO): G protein-coupled receptor activity
Source: RefSeq, a predicted model, not a curated record